Tyto alba (common barn owl) is the source of this 2664-nucleotide messenger RNA. RefSeq lists its product as uncharacterized. The transcript is spliced from 3 exons. NCBI's taxonomy places the organism in Eukaryota, Metazoa, Chordata, Aves, Strigiformes, Tytonidae. The coding region runs from base 82 to 507 and encodes 141 amino acids. The record is from RefSeq and is a predicted model, not a curated record.
UCAGGCUGUUAAUAUCUAUUAGAUUACAGCGGCAUUAUACUGAGUGCUCAUUUCAGCAGGAGAUUAGAAAGUACAUUUAUAAUGCUGGCUACCCUUUGGGUGGAUCAUGGUAUUUACAUACCAUAUGUCAGCACGAGAUUACAGAAUGAUUUAUGCUUUUUGCCUAGACCUUUCAGUAAACUGCAACCAGCUUCAGUAAACUACGAAGCUGAAACUCCAUUCCAACCUGACUUUGACAAUUCAGCUCUCAGGAAGUACACACAUUUUCAAAAAAUCAUGAAAAAGGCCACCAGCAACCAGUACAAUCAAACAUCAUAUAAAGCAGCGUUUGACGUGCCAUGCCUCAACGCAGGUAAUCCAUGCUGGCUUUUCUCGUUGUCAGGUCUAGCAGGAGAAAAAUUCUUCAUUCCGGGUCAUGAGAGUAAAUAUACACCAACAGAUCCUGGACCACAUAUUAUCUGGGCAAGUACUGGCAGGAUGUUUUCAACUUUCCAGGCCUACACUUGAAUGGAAGAAUCAAAGAAAAAUGUCAGCUGAACUUAAAAGAAAGCAAAAGAACAUAAAUCACUCUUGCAUCCAAGACAAUUCUGUUUUGUUUCUUUAGCUACACAAAUUCUUUGUAUCAUUUUAGGCUAUAGCGAUAUUGCCUAGAAAUCCUGCUGCAUCUGGGAAUAUAAAUUCCUCAAAUGAAAAACAAGGGUAGUUUGUACAGUGGAGUAACAACAGUGGAAGAAUUGAAACAGGCCUUGAGGAUCUCUGCUUGGCAGAAAUAAAACAUAGCUACAUAGUAAGCUCUCCUUUAUUCACUCACUGUAGAAGAAAAGCAUGCCCUCAUUUAUUUAUUUACUCACUCCUUGAAGCUAGGCCUCCCAGUCCUUGGCUGGCAGUCUCACUGGCAGCACAGAUGCCCUUGGUGCCUCCCCUACAGCUACAGGAAGACAAGAAUACUUAGUCUUUAUUCCCUAUUGUUCACAUUGCAAGGGCAAUUCCCUCCAUCACCUAGAAAACAGUAAUACUGUUUUUUUCCUUCAUUGGAAUUUAUGUUUCACACAGUUAUAUCUCUCCUGCUCUCCACCAGGGAAUUAGGAAGAGAUUUUUAAUUCAAAAUGUCCCUUAGCUAGGGAGCAAUGAUAUGAUUCUCUCCUGGACUGUGAGGCUGACAGCAAAACUAGAUCCUCAUCCCCUCCAGAAAAAAAGGAGUAUGAAGUUGUUUGGUUUUUAAAUAUGAGAAGAAUGAUCUUUACAUGCAAUGCUGAUACAAAGGUGUCUCAAUGUAUUUGCCAGUUUUCCAGCAUUCUCUGGCAUCCUCCUCUUUCCACAUAUUACACAAAUACACACCCUGCUAACUGCUGUCACAUGCAAACAAUUCAGUAGAAAAUGCUCCUUAAAUAUCAAUAGUUUUAUCCUUCGACCCUCCUGCUUCUCCCCUUUAUGAUAAGCCAUUUUAUGUCAAUUGAGAACAAACCUUGUGUUGAACACCUCAACAGCAGCAUCAAUCCAACAAACAUAUUCCAUUACAGGAAAUACCUGGUUACCUAAGACAUAAUCCGGAAGGCCUCGUAUCUUUUAUUUUGCACAAAAAGCUUCUUAUAUUCACCUGCACAGGUGAAAUCUACUGAACUAAACCUAAAACUACCUCCCCACCCUGAUACAAACUUGUUUUUAGGAAACUAGGUUUUAUUUUAAGUGAAAAGAAAGCACAUGAAUAUCAUAGUAUAGUGUGUAAAAACACUCAUUCUUAAAAAAUCUGGAACAGGAAUAUGUAAUUAUUGGGUUGUUGCCAAAAGAAAUCAGAUUCUUUGGAAUAUAUAAUGGUUAUAAAUUAAAAUAAUUCUAGAACAUUUCCCAAUAAGCCAAAAUAUGUCAGAUGUCUUGAGGUGAAUACUGGUUAUUUUCCCUACUUCUAAAGCAAACACACUGAAUAUAUGUUAUUUCUAAAGCAUCCUCAAUUUAUAAUUACAAAAGCGUCUCUGCUUUGCCAGUUCUGCAGAGAAAGAUAGUCUAUUGGGUAUGUAGAAAGGAAUUUAAAAGGGCAUCAAAAUUUUAGACUUCUCACCAAAUAUAAAUGUAACCUCAUUUAAUUAUGGAAACAGUUUGAGAUAUGUGCCUUGGAAGUAGAGAACUGCAGGGUUUUUAAAAUACCAGAAAAAAAAAAAUGAGUAACAUUAUAAAACAUUUAACUCAAAAUCAGAAUGGUUCUUUAAUAAUCGCAAAUGAACUUUUUACAAUAUCAAUUUUCUAACUUUCUGGGCACACUUCCUGGUAAACACGUGAGUGUCCUCUGUGAGUUACAAAGAGUAAGUUUUCUGUGUUAUACAGCUAAAAAAAUCUGGACAUUCUUAACAACUUGGCAUCACAUCUUUUUUUAAAAAACAGAUCACACAAUAAUUUAGACAGCAUUUAUAGCAUUAUAAAAUCAGAAUCCCCCCUCUUUAAUUACUCACAAGAACAGCCAUUAAGAAUACAACAGCUUUAGGAAUACAAACAAUGAAGAUGUAAAACUAUCUGUGCAAAACUGCAUUAUUUUUACUGUCUAAAAUUUCAGGGAAGUAACACCGCCAAAAGCAGAGAGAGGAUAACAAACAGUCAUGAAAGUAAUGCUACCUUAGAUUUUCAAACAGGAAUUACAUUAUGAAGUAAAUAUUAGAUAAAGAAAAAAAAAAA